CAGAAUUAAAGAUAUGAGCCUGUCAGUGUUUACAAAUUUCUCUGUAUAAGGCUGAAGGAAAUCUCGCCUGUGUCACGAUGUCGCCGUCGCACAUAUCCAACGAUGGCAAUGACGAGCACCGUGACAAGAGAGUUCGAAGAGUAAGAAAAGGGACGCGAAGUUGCUGGGAGUGCAAGCGUAGGAAAAUCAGGUGCAUAUUUGGCGACGAUAGUGAGCCCACAUGCAAAGGAUGUCUAGACAGAGGCACAUCAUGCGUUUCUCAAGAGUUCCUCGAUGAUGCUGAGCGCUCAAGUUCAAAUAAUACUGGACUUGGCCACCGGCUUGGCAGGGUCGAAGAGCUGUUGGAGAAGCUGAUAACAAAGGUCUCGCCGAGCAUCGAUAGAUCUACUCCUGCUGAAGAAGCGGCGGACAAUCUAGAAGCCUCCGCAUCAUGCAUUGGUAUCGAUGUGAUUGUGCCGACUGACGAGGGCGGCCAUACCGAGUAUGGAAACGCCCCGAUUAUGUCUCUCUUCGACAAUAGUGUUUUGAGCCGGCCUCCUGUUCCACAGCAUGUGCGGCAAAUGCCUACCCCGGGCUCCACAACCAGCUGCUCAUCGAUGGAUACGUGUAACAAGAUAGACACCGUUCGUCGUACCUUGUACCGCCUUCUUCCCUCUCAGGCAGAUUGUGAUCUCCUGACAAGCCGUGCCAACGAGUGGUGGUAUCUGAAUAAGUAUUUAUCACAACUUACCAUUCAAACCGGGGACAGGCCCUACGGAAUCCCUACCGUUGGGGUGGAGGAAGUCCGGGCAUGGCACCCAGCAGCUAUAGCAAGGCACCUGCUUGCACUCUGCCUCUGUGUCCAGCAAUCAUCAGAAGGGUCUAAAUUGAAAGCCCUGGAAAUGCCGACGCCUUCUGCAUGGAUGGAGAAGUGCCUGACAAUCAUCACGAAUAUCGUGACCUCUGACGACGAACUUGUUGGAAAUGUGGAAGGUCUCGAGUGUCUCAUCUUGCUUGGAGGCUUCCAGAUCAAUGUGGGAAAUCUACGGAGGGCAUGGCUCAGCUUUCGUCGGGCAUUGAAUAUCGCACAGCUAAUGGGCCUCCACCGGUCCCCAGCCAAAAACAAGCGUGAUAGCACAAUGCCUUUAUCUCCAGAAGAUAUCCACCGCAGCUACAUUUAUUAUCACCUUUUGAAAGGCGACGUUUAUUUAACCUUGCUCCUCGGCCUACCACCAGCCGUUGCCAAAGACCCCUACGCAGGGCAACCAGAGGGUGCAUAUGAUUCCUUGAGCAAGGAAGAAUUGUACAUUAAGGAACUCAGCACCAUUGCCCUCCGUGUCAUCGAACGCAAUUCCUCCGGUGAAUCCAACGCCUACGCCGAGACGCAGCAGAUUGACGAAGCACUCGAAACCUUGAAGCAGACCAUGCUUCCAUGUUGGUGGCACGUGCCAACAACUCAAGAGUACAUGAAGAAAAUGAACUCUAACGGUGUAACGAAGGAGAUGGACCGCCUACUCGGCCAGCUAUGGCACUAUCAGAUUGAGACCCUCGUGCAUUUACCAUUCAUGCUUCGCUCAGCCACCGACAGACGCUACGACUACUCCAAGAUCUGUUGCCUUAACGCCUGUCGGGAAUUAAUACAGCGAUGGCUGUUACUGCGGAAGUGUGAGGAUCAGCCGUUCAUAUGCCACAUCGUUGACUUCCAAGCCUUCAUGUCCGCCAUCAUCAUCCUCCUCGGGCUCAUGGGAACACCAAGCCAGGGCAUCCUUGACCCGACCCAGCGUGACCAAGACCGCGGCAUGGUAGACGACCUCAUCAAAUCCCUCGAGAACACGGCCUUUGCAUGCAGCUUCGCCCUCGGCAAGCAGUGCGCAGAUGUCCUCAAAACCCUCAUCUCGACGGACCUAAACGGGCUAACAGGCAACCUACGCCUCAAGAUUCCCUACUUUGGCGUCCUCACGCUCGUAUCGGGAGCACAGGCUGCGAACGUCGAGAAGCAGUCGCCAAUCACGCCGGCCUCGUUAUCUAAGGAGUCUAACGAGCCGACGCCACGACCUCCGGCCUGGCUUGGUAUGCCAGGCAUGGGGGAGAAUAUGGUGCCGGCACCUGUGCUAUCAUUUGCGAGCACGCAGUUUCCGGGGAUGGAUGAGACAGGUAUUGAUGGGGGGUUGUCAGAGUGGCAGUUUAGGGACUCAGAUAUUAGGGUGUUUGAUAGCCUCGCUAACACGGAUGUCGAGGGUAAUUGGGGGUUUGGGGCCGUGUAGAAUAGGGGCUGGGCCUCCACGAUAUAAAUUGGAAGGAGGAUUACUGUGGCGUCUGAGGCGUACUGGCUGGCACUGGCAACAGGGGCUGCACUUUGAGAUUCUAAAACAUAGAAUAAUUGUUAGAUCUCCCAACUCCAUACUUGUAUUUAAUAGUAAUCAAGAUACUCUUGACUGCUCUUGGGUCCUAAUAUCAG
Molecule: messenger RNA, 2437 nt
Organism: Pseudogymnoascus verrucosus
Lineage: Eukaryota; Fungi; Ascomycota; Leotiomycetes; Thelebolales; Thelebolaceae
Exons: 3
Coding region: 78-2243 (721 amino acids)
Biological process (GO): regulation of DNA-templated transcription
Molecular function (GO): zinc ion binding; DNA-binding transcription factor activity, RNA polymerase II-specific
Source: RefSeq, a predicted model, not a curated record